Anopheles coustani is the source of this 4860-nucleotide messenger RNA. RefSeq names its product eukaryotic peptide chain release factor GTP-binding subunit ERF3A (gene eRF3). Gene Ontology annotation, molecular function: translation release factor activity; GTP binding; GTPase activity. The coding region runs from base 638 to 2458 and encodes 606 amino acids. Gene Ontology annotation, cellular component: translation release factor complex. The record is from RefSeq and is a predicted model, not a curated record. Gene Ontology annotation, biological process: translation. The transcript has 9 exons. NCBI's taxonomy places the organism in Eukaryota, Metazoa, Arthropoda, Insecta, Diptera, Culicidae.
CAGUGUGACAGCGGAGCGCGUGUGGUAGCAGCGAAUUUGCUUCCUGAUUUUUCAGCACCUCAGGAAAGCGAACACUGGCGUGUGAGCAGCGAACGGAAUUCGUGCACUUUUCCAACGGUUUCGUUCUCUAGUUUUUCCACUUAUUUUUCGUUUCGCUCCGGCCACGGCGGCAUUCCAUCGUGCGUACCACCAGCACGCGAAACGUCGGCGGUGGGUUGGUGUGGUGUGUAGUGUGCGAACGUGUCUUUCCGGCCCGCUGAGAUCUAUCUCUCACCGUCCCGCUAUCACGGUUUCCGUUCCGCCGGUCUGAGGUCCCGUUUUUUGCUCGGUUCCGCCGUGUUUGCGCCGUGAAUUCUCGUGCGUAUGCUCCGCCCCUCCACCUUCCGGUGAAGUGUUGCGUGAAACUCGUGUAGUGCUUUCCUUGCCCCUUGCAGGCAGUGCGGGAGAGAAAAGUCGUUGGUGCGGAGGGUUUAUCUAAGCACCACCGAGCAGCAAGAAGAAAAUAAGGUGUGCGUAGCUCGUUUCGUGAUCGCAAUCACUUUCCGCCAGCCCCAGUCGUUUUUAGAAAAGUAGAAAGUGAGCGUUGACUCGCAGAGAAGUCGAGCACAGGCAGCAUAGCGAAAAGAAAGCGAGGAAAAUGGCACAGGAAACCGAUGGCAACGAGGUUAGCACCAAGUUCAGUACGCUGAACGUGAACGCGGUGGAGUUUGUUCCCAGUUUCUGCACAUCGUCCACGAGCGCACCGGCAUCGACGGCAGUGCCAGCGACGGCGGCAGCAGCAACAACGAGCGGUGGCGGUUCCCCAACGACGGCCAACCCUGCCGCUCCCACGGUAGUGCCCACGUCGGCCACGUCGAGUGCCGGCAGCAGCAGUGGCGGAGGUGGCGGACUCGGUGGUGGCGGCGGCGGUGCAACCACUCCGACGUCCACUGCUGCCACGCCAACACCGCCGUCCUCGUCCGCCCCAACGCCCAUGGAGAGGGACGACGAUGUGGUCAUCAAAACGCCAGAAAACAAUGAAAGCGAACCACUCGACAGCUGGGACGCAGAGGAGGACUCAAUCCUGACGCCCGAAGAUGAGGAAAUGGAAUUGGACGACGGCGAGGGCGACGGUGAUGCCGCGCUGAAACUGGCGAAAAAGAAGCCCCCGAAGUUGGAGGAAAGUCGAAGCAAAAAGGAACACGUGAACGUUGUUUUCAUCGGACACGUCGAUGCCGGUAAAUCAACGAUCGGUGGACAAAUCAUGUCGCUCACCGGAAUGGUAGACAAACGAACGCUCGAGAAGUACGAACGGGAGGCGCGUGAAAAAUCGCGAGAAAGUUGGUACUUAUCAUGGGCGCUCGAUACAAAUCAGGAGGAACGUGACAAGGGAAAAACGGUGGAAGUUGGUCGUGCCUAUUUUGAGACUGAGAAGAAGCAUUUCACCAUCCUCGAUGCGCCGGGACACAAGAGUUUCGUGCCGAACAUGAUCGGCGGUGCGGCGCAGGCCGAUCUAGCGGUGCUGGUGAUUUCCGCCCGAAAGGGUGAGUUCGAAACCGGCUUCGAUCGAGGCGGGCAGACGCGGGAGCAUGCGAUGCUGGCCAAAACCGCCGGCGUCAAGCAUCUCGUCGUGCUGGUUAACAAAAUGGACGACCCAACGGUCAACUGGGACGUGGCGCGUUACAACGAAUGCAAAGACAAAAUAUUACCAUACCUCAAGAAACUAGGAUUUAACCCGCUGAAGGAUCUUACGUUCAUGCCGGUGUCCGGAAUUACUGGGCAGGGGCUACGGGAACCGAUCGAUGCAUCAACCUGCCCGUGGUACCAGGGUCCGGCCUUUAUUCCGUUCAUCGACGAGCUGCCGUCACUCAACCGUAAAACCGACGGUCCGUUCAUAAUGCCAAUUGUGGACAAAUACAAGGACAUGGGCACGGUGCUAAUGGGAAAAGUGGAAUCCGGUGUGGCAAAGAAGGGCACCUGUUUGCUAGUGAUGCCUAAUAGAACUCAAGUGGCCGUUGAUCAGCUGUGGUCCGACGAUGAGGAAGUGACAUCCGUGGGGCCAGGCGAAAACGUUAAAAUCAAAGUGAAGGGCAUAGAGGAGGAGGACGUAUCGCCCGGUUUCGUCCUGUGCGACGCUUCCAAUCCGAUCAAAACGGGCAAGAUAUUCGAUGCGCAGGUCGUGAUCCUAGAACACAAGUCAAUCAUUUGUGCGGGAUACUCGGCGGUAAUGCAUAUACACUGUGCUGCGGAAGAAAUUACUGUUAAGGCUCUUAUUUGUUUAGUUGAUAAGAAAACGGGAGACAAAUCGAAGACAAGGCCACGCUUCGUGAAGCAGGAUCAGGUCGCCAUUAUGAGAAUUGAAUGCUCCGGAUUGAUAUGCUUAGAGCAGUUUAAACUCUUCCCUCAGAUGGGCCGCUUUACGCUUCGAGACGAGAAUAAAACCAUCGCCAUCGGAAAAGUCCUUAAGGUUGUGGAAUAAACUGGGCCACGGUUAACAUAGAGACAAUUCCUGUCAUUGGCAACGGAACACGAUGUCCUUGGACCGGCCAACACAAUAAAAAAAAACAUACAACAAACAAAUCAAACACGCAGCCACAAGGAGCAACGCAGUUUAUCGAAGUACUUUUCAAGACGUCCUCUCAAGACAAACAAAAAUACCACCACGCCGUUCCCCGUCGUUGUGUAGCGCACUGUUGAUGAACAUAAUGAAGCAACAAGCACUUCCAACUGGUUCCGGUUCCAGCUCUAUCUAUUCACCGUCGUUACUUUCUCCUACCCUUCUCCUUGGCUCUGUGUGUGUGUGUCUGUGUGUGUGCCUGCUUGAGCGGCACAACGAGCAGUUCCCGUGCGAAAGUUGUAGCAAACGACUAAAAGAGGUAGCUCAAAACCCGCGCAAAACCCGAAACACAAUAUGCAGGCUGCUCCGAAUCUUCCGCUCGCCUAGGAUACAUCAUCGAGUAAAGUGUGAAGCGCAUGCUUCACCCUCUGUCCAAAUGCAACUAGCUUACGCGAACCCUUAUGAAGCACCAUUUUAUAAUGGCGAAGAGUGUACAGGCGUUUUUUACACCCAACCCACGAUCCUUUCAACAUUUAGAGGGGGGGGAGGGAAAGUUCGACAAACGGGACAGUAGCAGGUAGGCAAGCAGCAGAAGCUUUUGCUGAAGCAAGGGGUGUAUGCAGCUUGAAAAGAAUUGAAAAAAAUAUGUAACAAAACCACAACGCAUCAAUCGCCUUUUACUGCGACACAAAAAUAGAAACGGUACUCGGUAGAAAGUAAUAAGUGGAAUUUCACACACACACAGAAACGAUAGAAUGGCUGAAACCAUAAGCGAAGGGCGUACACAAACCACAGGUUUAACAAAAAAAAAAACGAUCGCGAACGCGACACGGACUGAAUGAUUAAUGAAACAACAAAACACUACUAGCAUAAAGAAAAAAAAAUGUGUAAAGUGCGAAGCCAGCUCAGCGUAAACAUGGCGAAUGUUGUUGGCCAGCUAAACGUAAGAGUAAUAAGCUAAUGCGAACGCGAAGUGGGGAAUAAUUCGCCGCAUGCAAACGAAUUCACGCCCAACAUCUAAUACGCAUCAGGAACAAUAAUAUUAAAAGAAAGAACAUGGUAAUAUAUUUGUAUAGGAAUGAAAGUGUUGCAUUGCCGGUUGAUAUCCUUUCAACAAACCACACGCAAACAUGGGGAGAUCCAGGAGAGGAGGGAGCGUGUUUGAGCGGUAAUAAACGUUGCUCGGGUGGUCAACGGAAGUCGGGCAAAUCUGGGUUCCUGGAACACGGGACAAAGCAGCUAACCAAGGAAAAAGAUUGUCGUGUGAUAAACGAAGAGAAAAAUCGGAACGGACGAUUGCGGGACGACAUCAUGUGGGAACGGCAUAACCAAUACAAACAGCAGGUAGCGAAGUGAAAAAUGCCCCAUUAAUAUUGUAAGCAGAGAACUUUUAAAGUCAUCAGCCUGUUAAAAUAGACCGUUUUCUUGGUUAAUAUUUUGUUCUUCAUUGUGAAAUUGUAAAACGACACGCGAAGCGUAGCGACGCAUGCAAAGCAGAAGAGAGAGAUUAAGGCAAAACAAGAUUAAGGGAAAAACAAACAAUUGCACGGCGCUAUUACCGGUCCCGGUGCAACACGAUGCCGCCAAAAACGCACUAAAACAAACACUCUGAACGCAUAGGAGGAACACAUCGAUUUGAGCAGAGACACUAAAAAACCUGACCCGUAUAUUGUUACUUAGAAUAUGUUUUGCUGGAAAUUGCCGCGGAAACCAAUAUGCUUUUUUCUGUUUUCCCUUUUGGAUGAUUGAUUGAUGUUUGCGAACGAGAUUUUUCAUUUAUAAUCUUUGUUCUUUACGCUUUAAGCUAUUUGGGAGCGUGAAGGAAGAGUGUUGUUAAUAGAGUAGGAACACUUCGGCCGGAGGAAACCGACGACCAACGGUGUUUAACGACAGCUAAGACGGUAUAUCUUUUUUUUUUAAUUCUGUCGCCUUUCUGAACCUAUUUACACGUCAACAUUCGGUUCUUUCAUUGACGCGCGUGUGAUUUCGUGCAGUCAACAUAAAUCAGUUUGCUGUUAUAGAAGGUAAUCGAAGAAAAAUAUUAGGGAGACAGAAAGAGCAAGAAUGGUAGGACAAAAAACUAAAGCUUAGUGGGGGGAGAGGAGGAAACAAAACGAAACAAACAAAAAACAACAUAAGAGAGCUCGCAAGCAAACAGCAUAAAAUCUACACUACAUUUAAUCAAAAGUACGUUAAAGAGAAAUGGUAAAGAACCUGAUAAGCUUAACCAUAAUUGACUAUUGCAUAUACUUUCAACUUUUUUGUGCCCCCUUUUUUCUCUUUUUGUGUUUUUUUUGUCGAAAAGUGAAAAUAGCAUUGAGCAA